This is a messenger RNA of Cyprinodon tularosa, 3268 nucleotides long. It is a transcript of the gene pld7, whose product is annotated as phospholipase D family, member 7. The transcript is spliced from 12 exons. Lineage: Eukaryota; Metazoa; Chordata; Actinopteri; Cyprinodontiformes; Cyprinodontidae. Gene Ontology annotation, molecular function: catalytic activity. Bases 152 to 2641 code for a protein of 829 amino acids. The record is from RefSeq and is a predicted model, not a curated record.
UUAUUCGCGCCGUUAGACCUAUCUCUGCAGUUCAGUUAGCAUUCGCUUUUAGCCGAGGUCGGCUCCUUCUUGUAAACUGCCGACCGUUUGCGUUAAGCUCUACCUGCUAACGCAUCUCAUUUAGCUAAGCUGCUUCUAGGUUAUUAAAGGGAUGCCGAUGGUACUGCGGUCCAGGCGGUCGGUCCUCGGUGGCCGGCGGGGUGGGAUCGAGUUACAGGCGACGCCGACCCGCCCGCAGCAGAGACGGGAUUACGAGGAAACCGAUGAGUCUGAGCCUGAGGCCAUCCCGAGGCCAUUGAUGGAGAAACGUGAGGCAGAGCUGGAAGAGGACGCUGCAGAGGCUGAUCCAAAGGAACUGAAGGAUUGCAGCGUCGUCCUGGAUCGUCUCCACAUGGAUGAAAGAUCUAGCAAGAAAGAGCUCGAGGAGAAAGAAGACAUGAAUCGGAAAGGUGGGAAACCCGUCUCUCGUAUCCCGACUUUCCAGAAACGACCCGGGGGUGGGAGCCAGACCCCAGAGCCUCCUGCUCCCAGAAAAGACGCCACCGUUUAUGCAGCUCUACCUUCCGAGAAAGGUGGAGAUGUGGAGGUUUUAAAGUCCAAACUUCCUGAGGUCAGAGGAACGGCGCUCCCCCCGCCAUCGGUACGUAUUCAAGGCAUCAGUUUGGUCUCACCCUCGGUGUCCAGCGAUGUGGAACAAGCUGGAAUAACUGCUCCAAAAAGCAAGGGUCUGUCUGAGUCUGCUGAGGGACCCAUGAUCGCCAGCCCCAGACCUCCUCUCAGACUAGAGCAGGACGCCAAAGAAACCGAAGCAGGCAGCACAGCAGACGGUCCUCUGAGUUCCCUCCCAAAGGAAAGCUCUCUCAGCCUAUCAGAAGAAAAGCAGACUUGGGUGAACCUCAACUCCACCGGAGACGGAGGGAAGUCUGAAGAGUCGUCCAACGUGGCGGAGGUUGGCCAGGUAGAGGCCAUUAUUGACGAAGAACCGCCUUGGGCGACGGAGCCCGCGGAAACGGCUGAACUGAGGGGCAGCGGAUGUUCUUCGGAAGCAGAAUGUGAAGACGACCUGGCAAGUGAGGCAUCAGAGGGCCACGACUCGGAGGAGGUGGAAGAACUUCAGUUAGAAAGCCAGACGGAGCUUCCAGAUCCUAAGGUGCAAAAGGUUAACCUGGAUGAAUCUACUUCUCCUGUGGCUCAGGAUAAGACGGCUAACAGGAAACCAGCCAAGUCCACAAAGAAGUCGAUAUGCUCCUGUUUUACUCUCUUCUUCGUGCUGCUGCUGGGAGGUCUCAGUCUGCAUGUCUGGCGCUACGGGCUCCCCACAUCUGCCCAUCUCAUGGCUCAGCUAGAGCUGCACUGGCUGGAGGGCCUUGGCUUGUUCCCAGAGCCCUGUACCUCAGACUGCAGAGUGCAGCUGGUGGAGAGCAUCCCUGUGGGUCUGUAUCCGUCCUCUUCGCCAUCCAGGCCGAGCAUCGCAGACAGCUGGCUGCAUCUGCUGCACAAGGCCAACAGCUCCGUCCACAUAGCUGCUUUUUACUUCACACUACGGGACAGCGAUGUCCAAUCCUCUGACCCCUCAGACUCACAGGGGAGAAACGUCUUUGAGCAGCUGAAGGAGCUUGAAUCCAAAGGUGUAAAACUCCAGAUUGCUGUAAACGCCCCUCAGACAUCAACCCAGGACACAGCAGAACUGACUGCCACAGGUGCUGAAGUCAGAGAGGUGGACCUCAACGCUGUGACUGGAGGCAUCGUUCACACCAAGCUGUGGGUGGUGGACCAGAAGCACUUCUACCUGGGUAGUGCUAACAUGGACUGGCGCUCUCUCAGUCAGGUGAAGGAGGUGGGUCUGUCGGUGGAGGACUGCAGCUGCCUGGCUCAGGAUGCCUUCCGGAUCUUCGGGGUGUACUGGACCAUCGGAGGCGCCAACAGAGGAACCCUCCCACCAUUUUGGCCCGCUCGGCUCUCUGCACUGUCCAGCGCCGACAACCCUCUGCAGCUGAAGCUUAACGGAGUCCCUGCCCAGGUUUACCUGUCUAGCGCACCGCCACCGAUCUCAGCGCGUGGACGCUCCGAUGACCUCUCUACCAUCCUGUCCGUCAUCGAAGACGCCCAGAGGUUCAUUCACAUCUCUGUUAUUGACUACCUCCCUCUGUCUCAGUACACAGAGCCAGUCAGGUUCUGGCCCGCCAUCGACUCCAGCCUGCGUGCUGCAGCCUGCACCAGAGGGGUGCAGGUGAGACUGAUGGUCAGCUGCUGGGAGCACUCGCCAGCCUCCAUGUUCACCUUCCUGCAGUCCCUGCUGGUGCUCAGCAGGCCUCCUCUGAAAUGCAAUGUUGACGUGAAAAUCUUUACGGUGCCUUCAACAGCGGAGCAGAUGAAGAUCGCCUUUGCACGUGUCAAUCACGCCAAAUACAUGGUGACAGACAGAGCGCUCUACAUCGGGACAUCCAACUGGUCUGAGAACUACUUCACUCACACAGCAGGCGUAGGCCUGGUGGUGAACCAGACAGGCGCCGAGCUUCACGAGGGCCAGCAGACUCUGCAGAGCCAAGCGGAGGAACUCUUCCUGAGAGACUGGAGCUCUGACUACGCCGCCACGUUACCCACUGACAGCGUGGACGUCUGUCCCCACAGCCGCAGCUGAGGGGCUGCAUCCCUCAGUGAAGCACGAUGCCUUUUAGAUCAGCGUUCCGCUUUGCUGAACCACUUAAAUAUGCAAAUAUUGUUGCUAUGACCAAAUACAGCUGGGUUUACUGUUGCCUCUUGUUUUAUUGCUGCUAGCUGCCAGCUUUGUCUGUAUAUAAUUGCGUUGUGUUUUUUAUCCAAACUAGUAGCUUUGAUGCUCCUGAUUCCUCUUGAGGAAAACAAAAGAGAUCAGUUUGCACGUUUCAUCUCUGGAAAUUUCUGUAAAUAUUGCCAGUUUUUCGGCCUUGCCAAGUUGAAACGAUUUCAUGCAAGGAGGCGUUUCCAAAGAGGUGCAUGCACCAGAGCAUUGUUUACACUGCAGAGGCUAUCAAUAAUGUACAAAUGAGUGUAAGGGAAAGUAUUUUAUGUGUUUGUUUUUUUGUUAAGUUUUCCAUUUAUAAGAAAUAAGUUGCUCAAAGAAGCCCAGAUUUUUCGGUAGAAUUUUUCCUCUUGAAUAUAAACGAUGUCCGUUUCCUGUCACAAAGCAGACAGGAGUCAAGCUGCUGUGUGGUCGAACAAAGGAAGCAGCUGGAACAAUGGAUCACUGACGAACUGUUUCCUUUAAAAUAAAUUCUGCUCAAAGGAA